Cucumis melo (muskmelon) is the source of this 1600-nucleotide messenger RNA. Its product is annotated as homeobox-leucine zipper protein HOX11. NCBI's taxonomy places the organism in Eukaryota, Viridiplantae, Streptophyta, Magnoliopsida, Cucurbitales, Cucurbitaceae. The transcript has 4 exons. Gene Ontology annotation, biological process: regulation of DNA-templated transcription. The coding region runs from base 86 to 1225 and encodes 379 amino acids. Gene Ontology annotation, molecular function: DNA-binding transcription factor activity, RNA polymerase II-specific; sequence-specific DNA binding. The record is from RefSeq and is a predicted model, not a curated record.
AAUUUCCUUUAAGACCCCUUUUCUUCUUCAAUCUUAAAAAGAAAAGAGAGAGAUUCUUCUCUGAAAUUGGUUUCUAGGAAUAAUAAUGGUGGAGUUGGGUUUGAGCCUUGGUGAUCAUCCAUCUUCCAAUUCCAAUAAUAAUACUAAUAAGCCGUUUUCUAAUUUUCUAUCUAAACCAAUUUCUUCUUCUUCUAAUUCUUCUUCCUCUCUUAUGGCUUUGGGGUUUUGUGUUGGUUUAAUCGGACGUCAUUCUGCUUCUGCUUCUGCUUCGGUUCAAGGUGAUGAAGAAGAUGAUGAUGAGCUGGAUGAUGAUGAUGAUCGGAAAACGGUUCUUGCCGGUUCAACUUCCGGUUUGGAUCCACCGGUUCAGCUUGAUCUUCUUCCUUUGGCUCCUGUUCCUCGUUCUUCUUCUUCUUCUUCUCCCCUGCUUCCUUUCCCAUGGCUUUCUCAUCACUUGAUGGGGGAAGUCGGGGGGAGUUCAGAGGGAGGAGAAAGGGUAGAGACAUUGGAUGUGAAGAGGGUGCUGGUGGAGGAGAGAGAAGAUAGGGUGGCGGCGGUGGCAGUGGCGGCGUUGUCGUCUCCGAACAGUACGGUGUCAUGUUUUGAAAUGGAAUUUGGAGGAGGAGGAGGAGGAGGGAUUAGAAGGAAGAGAUCAUGGGAUCAUAUGGAAAUGGAAACGGAAAGAGGAGGAGGAUCAGGAGGAGGUUGUUCAAGAAUAAUGAGUGAUGAUGAAGAUAACAAUGCUUCUGCUUCUGCUGCUGCUCGUAAAAAGCUUCGACUUUCUAAACAACAAUCCGCUUUUCUUGAAGAAAGCUUCAAAGAACACACCACUCUUAAUCCUAAGCAGAAGCUAGCACUAGCAAAGCAGCUAAACCUCCGACCUAGGCAAGUGGAAGUAUGGUUUCAAAACAGAAGAGCAAGGACAAAGUUGAAGCAGACAGAAGUAGAUUGUGAGUAUUUAAGAAGAUGCUGUGAGACAUUGACAGAAGAGAACAGAAGAUUACAAAAAGAACUUCAAGAAUUAAGAGCUUUAAAAACUUCUCAGCCUUUUUAUAUGCAACUUCCAGCCACUACCCUCACCAUGUGCCCCUCGUGUGAGCGUGUCGCUACCACCACCACCACUACCACCACCGCUCCCACCACCCCCGCCCCGUCCUCCGCUCUCUGUCUCGCUAACAAACCCAAGAUCUUGCCAUUUCCUCAUCUGCAUCAGGCUGCUUCAUGAGCAUUUUUAUUCAUCUCACAUCAUGAAAUACAAAAAAGUUCUAGCGAUGAGAUAAUUUUUGUACAUAUUUUUCCUUUUGAUGGGGUUGGAGCUUUUGUGGGGAAAAUUUUUCUUUUGUUUUUGGUUGUCUGUAGCUUUGAGAUAUAUAUAUAUGGACCUCUCCCUAGUUGUUCUUUUAUCAGUUCUUUCGCUCCUUGCAUGCAUGGUUAUUUUUUAGGUUUUUUUCUUUUGGGAUAUACAAAGUAAUUUAAAAGAGUAUAGGGAGAGAUUACAUAUUUAUGAUGUAUUCUUGUUUUUUCUUCUUCUUUUGUUUAGUUAUUUAAAAAGAAAACAAGAUCAAAUGAAAGGAAAUUUUAUUUCUUUUAUUUGCCUUUC